GCUCCCGGAAGAACAUCAGUACAGUGUGUGAGUGUGUGUGUGAUUGUGAGUGUGUAUGUGUUUAGUGUAUGUGUGUGUAGUGUGAGGACGGUGAAGGUGUGCAGGUGUGGGAGUCAUGGCCGGAGCUCUGCUCAGAUCAGCGCUGCGCCUGAAGCCUCGGCUGCGGCCCGCAGGAGCAGAGAGGAGGCGCUACAGCCAGAGGAGUGAAGGGCUUGAGCGAGCAGUAGCAGCGUUCCGCUCCGUCAGUGGGGAUGAAGGUGUGAGUCUGGGUGAAGCAGUCAGGGAACAGCAUGGGAGGGAUGAGUCAGUGCACAGAUGUCGUCCCCCGGAUGUCGUGGUGUUCCCCCGCUGUGUGGAGGAGGUCAGCGCUCUGGCCAAAAUCUGCCAUGAACACCAGUUACCCAUCAUCCCCUUUGGCACAGGAACGGGUCUGGAGGGUGGAGUUGGGGCUCUAAAAGGUGGAGUCUGUUUCAGUCUGAGGAACAUGGACCAGGUGCUGGCCCUUCACCAGGAGGACUUUGAUGUGACGGUGGAGCCGGGUGUCACCAGAAAAGCUCUGAACUCUUACCUGCGGGACACGGGGCUAUGGUUUCCUGUGGACCCAGGUGCCGACGCCUCUCUCUGUGGAAUGGCGUCCACCAGCGCGUCCGGCACUAACGCAGUUCGCUACGGCACCAUGCGGGAGAACGUCCUGAACCUGGAGGUGGUUCUGGCGGACGGCACUAUCAUCCACACGGCGGGCAGGGGGCGCCGACCAAGGAAGACUUCAGCAGGGUAUAACCUCACCAAUCUGUUUGUGGGUUCAGAGGGAACUCUGGGUAUUCUGACGAAAGCGACGUUACGGCUGUAUGGUAUUCCGGAGAGCAUGGUGUCCGCUGUCUGCUCGUUCCCCUCCGUCCAGGCUGCAGUGGACAGUACAGUUCAGGUGCUGCAGGCCGGAGUGCCCAUCGCUCGCAUUGAGUUUCUGGACGAUGUGAUGAUCGGAGCCUGUAACAGUUUUAACUCUUUAUCCUACCCUGUGACCCCCACCCUCUUUCUGGAGUUCCACGGAAGCUCCAAGAGCUUAGAGGAGCAAGUGUCCAUCACAGAGGAGAUCACGCGGGAUAAUGGAGGUUCUGACUUUGCCUGGGCUGAGGAUGAGGAGACGAGGGCGAAGCUGUGGAAAGCUCGUCAUGAUGCCUGGUACGCUUCACUGGCUCUGAGGCCGGGCUGCAAGGCGUACUCCACUGAUGUGUGUGUGCCGCUGUCUCGUCUGCCUCAGAUCAUUGUGGAAACCAAGGAGGACCUAAUAAGAAACAACCUUACAGGUCCCAUUGCGGGUCACGUGGGAGAUGGAAACUUCCACUGUAUCAUGGUGCUGGACCCAAAUGACCCGGAUGAAGUGCAGAGAGUUCAUGAGUUCACUGAAAGGCUGGCCAGGAGAGCUCUAGCCAUGGAUGGUACCUGCACAGGUGAGCAUGGUGUGGGUCUGGGGAAGCGGGCUCUGCUGAGGGAGGAGCUGGGCCCAAUGGCGAUGGAGGUCAUGCAAGGUCUGAAGGCCACACUGGACCCCAAAAACCUAAUGAACCCUGGAAAAGUUCUGUAGAAAUUCAGAAUACACCAGCAGGACGUCCAGUGUUACCAUAUCCCACUCCAACAUUUUGAAAGAAUUCCUGAAGAUCAUUUAAAGAGAAACGUUAAGUCUAAGGUGGAUUUCUCUAUGACAGAAAUGAAUGUGAUUUUGGAAAACUGCCACAGUUGCACUCCUUAAAAAAACUGCAAAGAUUGCAAAUCUAACAAUAUUUCAGAUAUUAUUGGCUUCAUUUCUAUAGAACAGAAUGAAACUUUAACGUCCAGAUUUACUAUGUUAAUUUAACAGGACUAAUUAUCCUAUAUUUACAGCCUUUACCUAGAAACAUGCAGUUGUUCAGUGUUCUUUAAGGACUAACAUAAUAUUAUACCAGAGUUAGGUCCGACCCGGCAAUGUGAUUGGCUGAGAGGUGUUCUGUUAUGUCUUCAUUAAG
This is a messenger RNA of Astyanax mexicanus (Mexican tetra), 2003 nucleotides long. It is a transcript of the gene ldhd, whose product is annotated as lactate dehydrogenase D. Gene Ontology annotation, cellular component: mitochondrion. Gene Ontology annotation, biological process: lactate catabolic process. Bases 116 to 1585 code for a protein of 489 amino acids. The transcript has 11 exons. Gene Ontology annotation, molecular function: FAD binding; D-lactate dehydrogenase (cytochrome) activity; D-lactate dehydrogenase (NAD+) activity. The record is from RefSeq and is a predicted model, not a curated record. Lineage: Eukaryota; Metazoa; Chordata; Actinopteri; Characiformes; Acestrorhamphidae.